Molecule: messenger RNA, 3197 nt
Organism: Cinara cedri
Lineage: Eukaryota; Metazoa; Arthropoda; Insecta; Hemiptera; Aphididae
Source: the annotation of a GenBank genome assembly
CUAGUAAUUUCGUGGUUACACUACACGUUAUUUGGUUGUUUUUCUAAUAAGAUAAUACCAUCGGAUCACAAUAUUCACCGGCGUAAUUUUGUCCGCAAUGGUGAUGUACCAACCACAACGUCAUUUGAUUUAUUAUUGACAACAUUGAGCUUUUCGGCCAAACCUCAUUAGUGUUCAAAUAAAAAAAAAAAAAACCCUGGUGUUCAACAAUUUGUGUAUUCCUUUUAUCCAGCCAUGGAUUUUUACGCUUUAGUUUUCUUCGUCGUAGUUUUUUACAUAGCCCUUCUAUUUUUUGAUGUCUUGUUCAAGGUGAUCAAUCGCAUGUCUUACUGCUUGGUUUGCUGGAUAAUCAAUUAAUCAGUUGUUUUUUUUUUCGCAGUCUUGUUCGCAUUAUCCAUAUUUGGCGUUUAUGAAAAUGACAGGAUUGAGUGUUGGACCAUUUCAGCUACGAUGGUACACAACUUCAUUGAACCGUCUAAUAUUGAAAAUGUCAUUUUGGCAUCCCAGAAUUCAAUCAGAUUGGUUCACUUUUGGAUCUUGGAUAACUAUAUGUCUAAUUGUACCAUCCAUGUGUAUGGUCAUUGUAUCUUCUGCCCAACUAUUCAAACUUAUAUUCACUGAGGCUACAUCCAAUGGUCAAUCAGCAAAUCAACCAGAUACAUUUCUUGAACCUAUCGUAAGUAUAUUCAUAUACAAUUCACACAUUAUAGAAUAAAAUUGGUUGCAUGGUUGUUUUAUUUUUUUUAAGGUGCCUGGCAUAAACUUACCAAUGGCAGAUUUCAGUUAUUAUAUAUUAGCACUUAUGUUCUCAACUGUUUUUCAUGAACUAGGUCAUGCAUUAGCUGCUAUCAGGUGUAGUAUUUUUUUUUUUAAAUAUAAAUUUCCUUUAAUAUGUUUGUUCAAUUUCUAUAGGGAAGACAUGCAUAUUGAUGGGGUUGGUUUGAUGUUAAUUUUAAUAUUACCUGUGGCUUAUGUUCAUUUGGAAGACAUUACCUCAUUGCCAAGCAGCAAACAGCUUCGCAUUAUGUCAGCUGGUGUGUGGCAUAAUAUAGUUCAAGCUUUUAUUGCAUAUCUUGUUUUAUGGCUCUUGCCUUAUACAUUAUUUCCGUUUUUUACUAUUGGACAUGGUGUAAUGACCACACAAAUAAACCCGGUAAUUGAUGUUUACUAUGUAGUAUUUUAGUUUUUUUUUAGUUUUGAUGUAUUGUAAUCGGAAUUUGAACAAAAAAUGUCUCAGUUAUUCUACUUUAAAUACUAAAGAGAAGCCAUGUGUAACUAAGUACAUGAUUUCUAUGAAACAGUCAGUUAAAAAGGCUAUUAUCAUAAGUAUUUAAAGUAGAAUAACUCAGAAACUUUUUGUUAAAAUUUUGAUUAUACUACGUCAAUAUUUUCAGAAAAGUUAUCUGGUUGCCAAUUUCUCUUAAAUCAUGUAGGUUCUCUUUUAAAAAACCAAAGUUGGCAAAAACAUUAUGUUGCACAACACUUAAAAAUUCAAAAAUCAGAAUUUGAAGUUGUGCAUAAUUUAACCAUUAAAAUGGGGUGAGCAUGCUUGAAAAAUCACUCCGUAUAUUAAAAGUUGCUGGUGUAAAUUUUUGAAUGGAAUAUUGUGAUGGUGUUAAAAUUAAAUUCAAUUUUUGCAACUUAUUAAAUCAGUUCUUUUUUUUAAUUUGUAUACUGUUUAGAAUCGAUGAAAUAGUAAAAUGUGUACAAUGCGAUUAUUUUUAAUUUAGAGAUCAGGUAUUAAUGACCAAGGAGGACUAGUAACUGGUGAUGUAAUUACAAAGUUGGGAAAUUGUGAUGUACGGGAUUUCGGAUCAUGGAUAGCUUGUUUAAACCACACAAUGGCUAGAAUAGAUUCUGGAUUUUGCUUAUCACCCGAAUUUGUUCAACAUCACGACGAAACAAAACCAGGUAAAAAGCGUUGCCUAGAAAAUUAAGAUAAAUUACUAAAAAAUUUUUAUUUUUAGUACAUUAUGUAGAUGAUUACAUCAUAAAUUGCUGUGAUCCAAAUUCAAAGACAAAUUUAUGUUUUGAAUACAUUGAAUCAUUGUCUAAUCCUCAAGAACUACCAAGUCAUUCUUGUUUAAAUGUUAGAAAAGUUAUAGAAAGAUCAACGUCAUUUUGCGAUGCAGACAACCAGUGUGUGUCAGCUCACUGCUAUUAUCCUGCUAUCCAUAAAAAUCACAAGCUUGUAGUUAUUAAACGCAAAAAGAAAAAUGAAGUCCUAUUUCUUGGACGGCCUAUAGAAUUACAAUACUUAUCUGUUACACAAUAUAUACCUAAGACUGAGUAUCUAUCUUCUAAUAUACCAGACUCUAUUGAAAAAUUUUGUAAAUACUUAAUAAUGUUUGCAGGGGGUUUAGCGAUUAUAAAUGUAAUACCAUGUUUUUAUUUUGAUGGGGAAAAAAUAUCUAGAGUGUUGGUAAACACCAUGUUAAAGGACCACGUUGAACAUUUAAGUGUUCGUUUGGCAAUUUCCAUUUGCCUGACAAUCUUCGGAUCCUCAAUGUUAAUUAUUUAUACAAUUUUAAGUUUUUGGUCUAUUCUGAGGGUUAUAAAUUAAAAAUAUACUAUUUACUUAACAAUAUAAAUAGUUCCUAUUUUUGUCUUAAAGUGGUAAUUGGGCAACAUUAUGAUUUGUGUCAAAUUCCAAUUAAUUUUUAUUAUUUUCUAUAAUUUAUUGUGUUAAUACAGGUGAUAUUUGAACAGAUGUUACAAGUAUAAUGUUCGCAUAUACACACUGUGAUUUUGUAUUAUUAUUACUAUUAUUAUUUAAAUAAUGAUUUUGCUUAAAAUUAGUUAUUUUUAGAAAAGGAUACCAGAAACAACUUUAUAGUACCUAAUUUAAUUAUAUUUUACUUAUUAAUUUUAUAAUAACUUAUUAUACCAUGACUAUGUUAAUUUAAUGACUGAACAAAAUGUAUUUAUUAUUUUAGAAUAUGCAGUAAAUCAUAGUAGUCUUGUAUAUUUUUAUGAUCUGGGAAUUGUCUAAUUUUCAUUGUAAUUUAGUGAACAUAAAGUUAACCACGAUUUUAACAAUUAAUACUGUUUAGAUACCAAUCAUAUCAGUAUAAUACAUCAAUAUAUUAGUUAAGUAGCCCUAGUCUUAUAGUUAUUUAUUGAUUGAUGUAAAGUGUAUAUAAUUAUUUUAAAUAAAACAGAUAUUUAUGUAUAAUAAUAUUAUUUUUAGUGUGGAC